Messenger RNA from Dendronephthya gigantea, 1682 nucleotides. RefSeq names its product dynein regulatory complex subunit 4-like. The transcript is spliced from 15 exons. The record is from RefSeq and is a predicted model, not a curated record. Gene Ontology annotation, molecular function: small GTPase binding; microtubule binding. Gene Ontology annotation, cellular component: motile cilium; Golgi apparatus; microtubule. Bases 87 to 1535 code for a protein of 482 amino acids. NCBI's taxonomy places the organism in Eukaryota, Metazoa, Cnidaria, Anthozoa, Malacalcyonacea, Nephtheidae. Gene Ontology annotation, biological process: cell motility.
GCAACGGACUCAAACAGUUCUUGAUGAAAAUAGAACUGAGAAACCGAAGCAGAUUUACGCUGAUUUUUCACGAAUAAAUCUCCAAAAUGCCGCCGAAAGCAAAGGGAAAAGGCAAGAAAAAAGCUGCUAAACCAAAAAGUGCCACCAUUAUUGAUGGCAUUAGCACUGAGGAAAUGUCUAAAGAACAGUUGGAAGAGCACGUCAGUCGUCUUCGUGAGGAGCUGGAUCGCGAGCGUGAAGAACGCAACUACUUCCAGUUGGAACGCGAUAAAGUGAACACGUUUUGGGAGAUCACGAAGAAACAGUUCGAAGAGAAGAAAUCCGAGUUGAGAAACAGAGAUCGGGAAAUGGAAGAAGCGGAAGAAAGACAUCAAGUCGAGAUCAAAGUUUAUAAACAGAAAGUGAAACAUUUACUUUACGAACAUCAGAAUAAUAUCACAGAACUUAAGGCUGAUGGUUUAGUGUCGCUGAAGUUGGCUCAAGACGAACACAGGAAUAACGAACAAGAUCUUCGCAAAGACAAGCGAGGGUUGAAGAUUGAACUUAAAGAACAAGAACUGUCUCAUGAAGAUAUAAUCAAGAAUUUGAAAAGGGCUAACGACGAGAAUAUCACAAAGCUGAGGCAGGAUUAUGAGCGUGAAGUGAAAGAGGUGGAAUCAAAGUACGAUAAAAAAUUACGAUCUUUGAGAGAAGAACUGGAGCUACGUCGAAAGACUGAAAUUCAUGAAAUCGAGGAGCGCAAAAACAGUCAAAUCAACACGCUUAUGAAAAAUCACGAAAAAGCGUUUAGCGACAUUAAGAAUUAUUACAACGAUAUAACGUUGAACAACCUGGCGCUUAUCAACUCUCUCAAGGAACAAGUGGAAGAUAUGAAAAAAAAGGAGGAGAGAAUGGAGAAACAAAUGAACGAGAUAAUGGCAGAGAACAAAAGACUUACAGAACCACUACAGAAAGCUCGUGAACAAGUUGAGGAACUUCGCAAACAACUGGCAAAUUACGACAAAGAUAAAGCGUCGCUGGCUAGUGCCAAAGCAAGGUUGAAAGUCCAAGGAGACGCAUUGAAUAAACUACAAUGGGAACAGGAAGUUCUGCAGCAACGAUUCGCCAUGACACAGAGCGAACGCGAUGAGCUUUACAAUAAAUUUGUGAAGGCCAUUCAUGAAGUUCAACAGAAGAGUAAUUUCAAGAAUCUUCUGUUGGAGAAGAAACUCGGAGCUCUGGCUGACACGCUGGAGAAGAAGGAAGCCCAGUUGAACGAAGUCUUAUCGGCCUCAAAUCUUGACCCAACAGCACUGACUGUUGUUACCAGGAAACUAGAGGACGUCCUUGACUCAAAGAACAGCGCGAUUAAAGAUCUUCAGUAUGAACUUGCUCGCGUUUGCAAAGCUCAUAAUGAUCUUAUCCGAACAUACGAGGCGAAACUUAAAUCAUUUGGUGUUCCUGUUGAAGAACUUGGAUUCCAGCCUCUUGAAAGCAACGUAGGCGGUCAAAGUUUGGGUCAAGGCCCAGCCGGAUUAGUUGCUGCACCAACGUAAACUUUUCUACAGCGUAGAUAUUUAACUAGCUUCAGUAUCUGUACAUAAAGGAUUAAUAAUGUAAAAUAAAGUGCCAUGCAGUGAUCGAUGCCGAUGGCGAUGAUAAUAUGGUGGCAUUAUGGCUUUGGUAAUGUGGUGAUUGUGUUU